CACACACACAACCCACAUUUGUAUAACUUAUAGAACAGACUGGAGGCCAAUGUGAACACCUGCACAUAUAUAUAAAUAAAAAAUUAAACCAAGAAAGCUGAGGAAAUCAAAGGAUGUGGGAGAAACUGGUGAACUGCAUCAAGGGUAAUGGCGGCGGGAAGACAAGCUGCCAGGUUGUCCAGCUGGCCGACCUGAUGAAGCAGGUGCCCUCGAACCAGCUGAAGAUGUUCCAAAUGUUUGCCAAGAAGCACGAGGAGUACAAGGAUCGAGUUCGCAAGUACCCAGAAUCGUUGCCGCCAAUUGACUGGGAGUACUACCGCCAGAAUGUCCGCGAAGAGUUUGUGGAUUGGGUGAAGGGUUACGAGACCAAGUAUGAUAAGCUUCACUCCGUCUUUGAGAAUCGACACGCCAUGGUGGAUCACAAGCGCUACUUCGAGAAAGUGGACGAAGAGGCGGAAGUGGUUAAGAAGGCUAUAGCCGCCUAUAAGGCCGAAUCAAACGAGAGAAUCAAGAAGCUUACGGAAAGUCUAGAGUUCGUAAAGGCCAUGCAGCCCUACGACCAAAUGACCAUGGAGGAAUUCUGCUUUGCCCGUCCCCAUUUGGCACCGGAUUUCAUCAACAAACCCACUUUCUGGCCCCACACUCCCGAGGAGCAAAUGCCAGGUCCUUCGGAUCCCGAGGCAGCAGCAGCUUUGCACCAUGAGGAAGAACCGGAACCGCCAAAGAAGCCAUCCCCUGAGAAACCACCAGAAAAGGGUUCCGAGGUACCUAAGCCUGCAGCACCUGUGGCUCCGCAGAAACCCACCGAACCAGCUAUAGACACCACUCAGUUGGCUGAGAAGGCCAGUGGAAUGGCCAAGGAAUUGGUGGCCAAGGCAAUUGUGCUGUUCAACAGUCUCAAGGAGAAGCUGUCGGGCCUGGCGAAGAAUGUUCAGAAGAAAGCCGAAGCCGCCAAGGCAGCCCGUGCCGAAGCUUCUGGCAAGUCAGUGACUUCCACAUCCACUCCCACACCCACAAAGUCCCUAGAUAGUAUUAAGGAACGCGAGUCCGCUCCAAAUAUUUGUAACCAAACCAUUUUACGCAGCGAAGAGGAGGAAGCCAAUCCGGAGGUCAAGGCCAGACAUGCCAACCUAUCCAUCGAGGCAGAUCCCUGCGAAGCCCAAGAAGAGAGAACCAGGGAGAUAGCCAGGGCUCUGGAAAGAAAGCGUCAGUUAAAAGAGGCUGAAGAAUACAGGGAGUACCAGAGGAGCAGGGAAGCCUGUAAGCCCAAAGAAGAAGAGCCAGUCUGCGAGCCUGAUCCUUGUAAGCCGAGGGAAGAGGAACUCAUCUGUGAGCCUGAUCCUUGCAAGCCAAAAACCGAUCCUUGCAAGCCCAAGGAGGAAGAAGACAUCUGCAAACCAGAUCCCUGCAAGGAGGAAGAUCCCUGCAAGGAGAAACCUGAAAAGGAAAACGAUUGCAAGUUCGACAAGGACAAUGAUGGUAACUUAGAGAACUCAAAGGAGCAGGAGCAGGUCUUCAUCAACAUAGCCAAGUGCAGCGAAGAUUUGGCCAAAAAGAAGGAAAAGAAAACAGGAGAGCCUGGUAAACCUAAGGAAAAGGCGUCGCUGACAGAGAUACCUCAGGGUUCGGAUCAAAAACCCAUACUGGGCAUGCAGCUAUCAUCAUCGAAGGAUGCCAAAAAGGAUCAGAAAGAUAGUAUUGAAGGGGCACACGAAGUGGGUCCUGUCUACACGGAUCCUAAGCAACUUGCAGAACUGCUGGCCAAGGAGAAAGAAAAGAAAGAGCUCAAGGAAAAGAUAGGGCCGGCUAAGAUUGAAGAUGCCAUUAAACCCGAAGACGAUAAACCACUUACCAUCUAUCCCAAGCUGGAGAUAACAGCCAAACCCAAAACCGAAGACGUAGAUGGGGCCAAGGAGUCGCCCAAGGAUAUGGCCAAGCAGGUGUUCAGCAUGGCCUCGGGAGCUGCUUCUCUGCUGACAGAAGCCACAAAUACCCUAGAGGACUUGAAGAAGAAGAAGGAGGCUCGUCUUGAGGCCCUCGAACAGGCCUAUACCUCGGCUCAAAGACAGGCCCAAGGAGCUCUGGCCGAGGCUUCGAAAGCCGUGGAAGCCGCCAACAAGUUGGCCCAGAGAUCGGCCGAAAAAACAGGGGAAGUGAGCAGCCGCGAUAAGGAGGCCUUGGAAAUGGCCGAAAAGCAUGCCAUUCUGGCCAAAAUGCUGGCCAGUCGUGCCGUUGCCCUAAAGGACGAGAUCGCCCGAGUUCUCAAUGAUCUGAAAAAGAAACAGUAAUCCUUACUUUACAUAUUUCUAAAUGAUUUUGUACCACAUUUUGUUUGUUGUAUUUUCGUAUUAAAUUUUCUGUUUUUUUGUUGUUA
Molecule: messenger RNA, 2374 nt
Organism: Drosophila biarmipes
Lineage: Eukaryota; Metazoa; Arthropoda; Insecta; Diptera; Drosophilidae
Product: proteoglycan 4
Exons: 2
Coding region: 114-2288 (724 amino acids)
Biological process (GO): proton motive force-driven ATP synthesis
Molecular function (GO): proton transmembrane transporter activity
Source: RefSeq, a predicted model, not a curated record